Daldinia loculata is the source of this 1398-nucleotide messenger RNA. RefSeq lists its product as uncharacterized. Gene Ontology annotation, cellular component: Swr1 complex. Gene Ontology annotation, biological process: chromatin remodeling. Lineage: Eukaryota; Fungi; Ascomycota; Sordariomycetes; Xylariales; Hypoxylaceae. The transcript has a single exon. Gene Ontology annotation, molecular function: nucleosome binding. The record is from RefSeq and is a predicted model, not a curated record. The coding region runs from base 58 to 1053 and encodes 331 amino acids.
GGGACCUUCAAAGCUCCCAUUUCCUCAACUAAAAACUAACAACUAAAAAUCGUCAAGAUGAACAACUUCGGCGUGAUAGAGCUUGCAAGUACCAAAACCACCAAUGCUCCAGGCUGGGCCUAUGUGCCCGACACAGCCCCUCACUUAGCAGCAGCAUCGCUCCAAACAGGGAACAGAAAAAGAGCUGCUCGCAACCAAGUGACAAACACCAGUGCCUUAUACGCCGAUGCCGACGCCCGCCAGGAAGCAAAACUGCGCCGGGAGAUCGAGGCCCUCGACCGCGAUAAUUACCACCGCGACGUGAGCAUACCCAUCGUAGCGAAGAGCAAUAAUAGCAAGGCAGGCGUGAAGAAACACACCCCCAACGUCCGCAAGAUCCUACAGUCCCAGAAGACGUUCGCAAACCACCUCGACGACUUCGAAGCCCUCCUCGCACAGGAGAAAUCCAAUCCAAGCGCUGCUGCUUCCGCUGCCGCCACUGCUGCUGCCACGGCGGCUGCUUCGAAUGCAGGGAGUUCGAAAAAGAGUGCCGCAGCAGCAGAAAAACACCAGCAUAAAAACAGCAAAAAGUCUUCCAAGUCAAACAUAUCCCGCUCAGCAUCAAUUUCCAAAGCCGCACCAGCCGUAAAACAAGAAGACGACAUCGAGAUGUCCGACGCGCCCCAAACCGCCGCCCCAACAAAUCCAUCCUCCUCCUCCACCUCCACCUCCACCUCCUCCUCCCUCCUAACGCCAUACUCGCGCCCCGGACACGGACACGGACACCCCCCCUCUCACCCCCAAGACAACGACCCCCUGCUCGCCUCCCGCGUGCCCGCGCUACCCACCGAAGCCGAGCUGCGAGCUCUCGUAUCCGCGCCGCCGCUAAGCUACGCCGAGGCGCGCGGGCGCUGGACGGCAUCCGACGACGGGAGGAAGUAUCCGGCGCGCGUGUUCUGCGAGGUGUGCGGGUAUUGGGGACGCGUGCGGUGCAUGCGGUGCGGGGUGCGCGUGUGCGCGCUGGAGUGUCUGGAGACGCAUCGCGAGGAGUGCGUUUCGCGGUAUGGGUUGUGAUUUGGGUACGUACGUACACGUGCAAGCAACGUUUACCUACCUACCUAGGUACCUACCUACCUACCGAUUUAGUGUAGUUUAAUUCGAACGGGGACCUCUAGUUGUAGGUACAGAGAUUGAUUGGGGUGGGAUGGCUUCAGUGGGAAGAAGUUUGGGCUGUUGGGGAAUUUACAAUAGGUAGUGGUAUUUGUGCUUUAUGGGCUAGCGAAAGACUCUAGGCGUCCGGUUAUAAAAGGGGGUUGGUUCUCUAUUACUCUGUUAUAUAUAUGAGAGGACAAGGCGCAGAACGAUCAUGUUAGAAAGAUACCCAGUCACAGUACAAUACAAGCAAAAUCAUUAUUUAAA